AUGAUUAAAUGCCCAGUUUGUUUCUGCGACGUUCAUAUAAAUGAAUGGAAACUACACAUAAAAAAAGCACACUUUGGUGAUGAAAAUAUUCUUAUUGGAAAAUGUCUAAUGGGCAGUUGUUUAAAUAAGGAUACAAAAAAUGCUAGAGGAAUGAAAUUAAAUCGGUAUUUUUAUCAUUUGGAGCAAUAUCAUGGAUUAAUUAUAACUAGAAAAAGACCUUUUAGAACUAAUCAAUUGAAUUACUCAAAUAAUACAAAUGAGAUUGAUGAUAAUAAUUUAAUUUCCACUGCAGAUAAUAAUGAAGAUGAAUUUGAUGGUGAUUUUAAUAUUGAUAAUGAAGAAAUUGAGUCUGUUAUUCCAGAAAUAGAUUUUUUAUCCAUAAAUGAUUAUGAUCCAGAAAAACUUCUUGCAAACAUAUUCAUAAAACAUAAAUGCAACAGUUCUCUUAUGCAAGAUAUUGAAAAUGUUAUAAAAAUUAUAAUAAUGCAAAGUAGAGAUAAAGUUUCAAGUUUUGUUGAAACAAAUCUUUUAAACAAAAUUAGUCCUAGUAAAGAAGAUAUUAAGUAUGUUGAUUUAGAUCCUGAUGAAAAAAUUAGUGGAUUUACUACAAAUGAUCCUAUUUUAAUAGAGGAUGAAAUUAAACAGAUAAAAGAAAAAAGAUUAUACACUGUUAAUGUUUCCAAAGUUGUAGAGAAUUUUUGUAUCCGUAAUGAACUUAAUUUUGACAAUGGAAAAAUAGAUAUUGUUUUAUACAUGGAUGAAAUUCAACUUAGAAAUCCUCUUAAACCAUCAGCUUCUUUCAGUUAUAUAAUGAAUAUUUCUUUUAAAAUACUUCAUUUUAAAACAAUAAAAUCAUCUAAGUUGACGUCUAUAUGCCCUUUUGGAUUCAGUAUCUCUGCAACUACUAAAAUGGAAAAGUAUAAAAAACUUAUAGCUACAAUUUUGAAAAUAAUUAAAAAUUGCAAACUUACUUUAAAUGGUGUAGAACAUAUUCUCAAUGUUAAACAUGUUGCAGGUGAUAAUUAUAUGCUUGGUUAUUUUUUUCAAACAGAUAUUAGCUUUGGAUCCCUUUCAUCAAAUAGUUGUCGAUUGUGUAAGCAUCAUGGAAAUACUUGGCACCUUUUAAAUAGAAUAUCGGCUAAUGAUAAUGAAUAUUUGCGUGUUGAAUCUACAAAUCCUAAUCUUCCAUUAGAAUUAAGUUACACUGUAGAUGCUCUCCAUGACAUUGAGGAAGGGUUGAUUGCGUAUGCAAAUGUUGUUAUUUUAAAUAUUCUUGUUAAUAUUUAUGGAGUUAAUGAGUAUGAAAUUGAAAAUUACGCAAUUAAAUAUGUGAAAGAAAAUAAACUCACAUAUAUAAGGAAAUCAAUAACUGGAAUAAAAAUAAAAAAUAAAAUUAGCCCUCUCUCAAAUAAUAAGUGUAUCCAAAGGAACAAAUUUUCAAUGUCUGGGGCACAACAAGUAUCUCUUUUGAAAACUUUAAUAUCUUUUAUAAAAAAAAAUAGAAGAUUAUUUUGUUUAUCAAACAGCAAUAUUUUUAUUGCUUUACUUUCUUUUGCUGAAAGUUUAAAAGAAAUUCAAGUAAUAACAUCAUCUCAUGGAUUAACAGAUGACGAUAUUCAUAAACUUGAAGAAAAUAUUGAUAUUUAUUUUAAUGCUAGGCCAGUUUUAAUCCAUGAAAACUAUGAUAUAACGUUAAAAGAACAUCUUAUUUUACACUAUCCAGAAGUUUUUAAAAAAAACCAAACUGAUUUUACGGUAUUUUCAUCAAAAAGAUUCGAAAGUUAUAAUAAAGUUAUUAAAAAUCUUCUUGCAACAAGUGUAAAUUAUAAAAAUAUUCCCUAUUCAUGUGCAAAAAGAGCAAUGACUUUGGAAAAUUGUUAUAAUAUAAUAAAACCAAAAAUAUAA
Molecule: messenger RNA, 1905 nt
Organism: Strongyloides ratti
Lineage: Eukaryota; Metazoa; Nematoda; Chromadorea; Rhabditida; Strongyloididae
Exons: 1
Coding region: 1-1905 (634 amino acids)
Source: RefSeq, a predicted model, not a curated record